AUGUACGCCGCUCAGAAUAUAACGCCAACAGUUUUGGAUGCUAUGAAUGGAAAUGUUUCCGAAUGGUAUAACGAAUGCGACAAUGCCAUUAGAAGGUCAGAAAUAGUUCCUGGAACUUACGAAUAUACAACUGCUGUUUCUUAUGGAAAUGUAGGUGAGUUUGGAGAAGGUUCUUCAACAACAGUAGAUAUUGCUUGCGACAGGUUUCAUAUAAUUUCUAUUGACAACUCUUUCUUAUACGUGGAACAAGACAUUGAAAUAAAACCUUCUGCCAAGUUGUCUGACAAGAAAGGUUGCAAUGGAAUUUUCUAUGUCGGAUACCAAUAUGCUCCAGAAGUUUUCAUGGGAUAUAAGAUAUAUUCUAACUCUGACUUAGUUCAAACAGUAACAUGGGCAAACUAUGAAUGGUUCGCUUUGAGAAACUCAGUACAACCACAAGCUAGAGAACAAACAGACCAGUAUGCAACUAUUGAGAAAAUAAGAAGACUUGACCCUAACGUUCCAGGAGUUUAUGUUGACCUUUCUGGACAAACUGCAGCAGCAGUAACCAAAGUAAAAUUGAAACUUAGAGUUCCUUUGUCAU
Messenger RNA from Trichomonas vaginalis G3, 583 nucleotides. RefSeq lists its product as uncharacterized. The record is from RefSeq and is a predicted model, not a curated record. Lineage: Eukaryota; Parabasalia; Trichomonadida; Trichomonadidae. The transcript has a single exon. The annotation marks the transcript as partial.